UGGGUUUAGGGCUAUGGCGGUGGCAGCCGCGGCGCAGUGGUGGGCGGAAAUCCGAAGAAAAGGGCCGGAAUCGUAUGCGUCCGGUAUGACUUUCGAGCUUCCUGAGGCAGGUGUGAGGUCGAUUGCUUUUAGUAACGAGGUCCUGUUUGUGAGGGAAGCUUUUGAUGGGCUCUACAAGGAGAUUCUAACUGUCCUCGAGUCACGCAAGUUCGGUCUGUGUCAUGUGAAUGGGAACUCUGGCGUGGGCAAGUCUGCGUUCCUGUGGUAUUUCAUCAUCCGGACUGGCAUUGAUAGGCCAGAGUCGGUCAUUCUCUACGAGACCGACACUCGCCUGUGGGAGUUUCGCCGUGGCGCUCUUCGGCUGGUGGCCAAAACGGAGUAUUCCUUCGACGAGAUCGAGUCUUCUGAAGUUACCUUCCAUCUGAUCGACCAAAAAAUUUCUCCCGGCCGACCCAUUGGAAACCGAGCUGUUGUUGCUGCCUCGCCAGACGACGAUAACACCAAAAGCAUCAGGAAAGUCCGUCGGACUUACACGCGCUAUCUGCCUCCCUGGGACAAGACAGAGUUCGAUUUGCUUGUCAAGCUGUGGAAGUCGCAGGCGGACAAGUUACCCGGGCCAGAAGCGGACGAGGUAGAUGAAAAGGUAAAGGCUGCCAACUUGGCCUUCUCUUGGUUCGGGGGCAUCCCACGAUUUUUGUGGGAUCGUGAGGACGGAACACUCACAGAGGAAGACUUUCGUUCGGACGUGAUGAAGUGCCUUGCAAACACCAAGCUUAAGAACGUGAGUGUCAUCCUGCAAAACUCAGCGGGUGCUCAGAACGUUUCGUGGAGGCUCUUUCACUUCAACGUGACGCCCGGAACCCGCUUCAGACGUUUCCGCUACACGUUUUGCUCGGAGAAGGUGGCAAGUCUUUAUGCUGAGUAUCUGUGUACAACCAACGUGGAUAAGAUCCGCAGCUUUCUGGAGGCUUCUCAGUCAUUCAGCGAGUACUCAGCGCUGCGAGGUUUCGUUUUCGAGCAGUACGUGGUCAGCCAGGCGUUGGAACACGACAUUAUGGUGAUGCCGAUGGUUGACACUGCUUAUUGCCAGCAUUGUUCCCGCUCGGAUGAUCGAGGCAAGAAUAAGAAGGUCCCCUGGAUUCAGUGCGGGACCUGUCUUAAGUGGUACCAUACCAAAUGCGUCGGCAUCAAAUUCAAGUUUGAUUUUAACUACAAGUGUCGGAACUGCCAAGGUGAGCCAAAUGCUCAGGUUGUUUCCGGCCUUUUGCUACGAUACUAUGAAGGUGAUCUGGAAGACGCUUUACUCGCAGCGGGUGAAGAGGCAAUCAAGUAUCUGUGGAGGCCUCUCAAAAAGAACAAUGCUGUCUUUGAUUUUGUAUUGUUACCACGCACGUUGGGACAGGCUACCGUCGCUCGUACUAAUCACAGACCGGUUCUUGAGGCUACGAUCAAGGCACAGCAGGCUCUCAAAGCCUGGAGAGACGAGUUCUAUCAGGAUAACAACAACGAUGACACUCUACUGGCUUUUUUCGUACCACCGGAUUCUUACUCCAAUUUCAAGUUCCAGCCAUACCGUUCAUCUGGAAAGGUUGCUCAGAAAGCUGUCAAAGGGAUCGUACAGUGUAAGGUCGCCGUUCCAGUAUCUGGUAGUCCUUAUGUAGCGAAGGUUGCACCCAACGACAUGGAUGCUGUUUCUCUAGAUCCGAACUUGCCGGAGACUUGGGAGGAGGCUCUGGGCUGCAUAGAAUGCUCGGAGGAUAUUGUCGAACAACCGGAGAAGUCUCUCGAGCAGGAAAAAGUCAGAUAUUGCAGGCAGAACUUGGCUUUUGAUGGAGAUGAGUUGGAUGCUCUGGAAGCGAUCUGCAACCUUGCAGAUGGUAGGCAGAAGCGCAAGCGUUUGCAGGCAUUGUGCAAGAUGUACAAGAUUGCGGCCAAUACCACCAACCAAGAGAUGCUGGCUUGUCUCGAAGCAGAGCGUGAAAGACUAGAUGAUAUGGAAGUGGAUUAAUAAAUUAGUUUGCUUUUUCAUUUUU
Selaginella moellendorffii is the source of this 2033-nucleotide messenger RNA. RefSeq lists its product as uncharacterized. The coding region runs from base 14 to 2008 and encodes 664 amino acids. The record is from RefSeq and is a predicted model, not a curated record. The transcript is spliced from 4 exons. Lineage: Eukaryota; Viridiplantae; Streptophyta; Lycopodiopsida; Selaginellales; Selaginellaceae.